CAUACAAACCGUUGGGAUCCUAGAUGUGCAAAGAAACAAAGACGGUAGCCUAGAGCCAGAAAUUGGGUGACUUCGUCGCGAAAUGCGGCUAACAUUCUUAGAAUGGGGCCUACUGGCAUCCCUUCUUCAGUCUGCAUCUGUAUCCGCGUUCCCCCAUGAUGCUAGAGUUGAUAGGGUACUCCAAAGGUAUUCUGGACGUUCCGGCAUUGGACGACGCAGUGAUGUUGCUGGGAAUUCAAGCCAUGUAUACAGCACGAGAUUUCCUGGCGUUAGCUGGGACCAAGAGAACUGGCGCCUUGAAAGCACGACUCUCGAUCAGGGUCAUUUCCAGUCGCGUGGCUCUGUUGCCAACGGCUAUAUCGGUAUCAAUGUCGCUAGCGCGGGUCCUUUCUUCGAGCUCGAUGUCCCAGUAGAUGGCGAUGUAAUCAGCGGUUGGCCACUCUUCUCCAGACGGCAGACUUUCGCUACCAUCAGUGGAUUCUUCGACCUUCAGGCUGAGACAAACGGGUCGAACUUUCCUUGGUUGAAUCAGUACGGCGGCGAAAGCGUCAUUAGUGGUGUUCCACACUGGAGUGGUCUGAUUCUCGACCUGGGAAAUGAUACGUAUCUCGAUGCCACUGUCGAUAACGAAACUAUCUCCGAUUAUACUACGACCUUCGACUAUAAAGCUGGGCUCCUUUCAUGGUCAUAUACAUGGAAACCAAAAGACGUUCACGCCUCCUUUAAUGUCACAUAUAGGCUCUUCGCCCACAAGUUGUAUGUCAACCAAGCUGUCGUGCACCUGGAGGUGACCGCUUCAGCCGACGCAGAAGCUACCGUUGCGAACGUGAUAGAUGGUUAUUCAGCUGUCCGCACAGACUUCGUGGAAUCUGGCCAGGAUGGACCUGCGAUCUACUCAGCCGUUAGACCAUGGGGAAUCAACAACGUGACGGCGUAUGUCUAUGCCAUCAUGAGUGGCUCUCAAGGAGUUAACACGUCAACCCCAAUUGUCACUAAAGACAAGCCUUAUCUCCACACAAACGAUUCGUCCAUUGCGCAACUCGUCAACGUCAAGUUCCCUGCCGGGAAGACUGUCAGUAUUACCAAGUUCGUCGGGGCUGCAUCCUCAGAUGCAUUCUCCAAUCCUCAGCAGACAGCCAAGAAGGCAGCAUUGAAAGCCCGAGCCACUGGUUACGAAAAGUCUCUCCACUCACAUGUUUCAGAAUGGGCAAACGUUAUGCCUGAUGGAUCUGUCGAUGAUUUUACCUUCCCAGAAAACGGCACUCUCCCCCAGGAUGAGUAUAUCAUUGACUCGGCCGUCAGUGCUGUCACAAAUCCUUACUAUCUCCUACAGAACACGGUCGGCAAGAAUGCGAUCCGGGAAUCCUCCUCUACAUCACUGAACUCAGAGAGUAUCUCCGUCGGUGGCCUGACUUCGGACUCAUACGCAGGCCAGAUCUUCUGGGAUGCGGAUACCUGGAUGCAACCUGGUAUUGCAGCUUCGCACCCAGAAGCCGCACAAUGCAUCACAAACUACCGCAUUGCCAAGUACGGCCAGGCCCGUGAAAAUAUCCACACAGCAUUUACGAGUUCGAAGAAUAAGACUCAUUUUUCUGACUCCGCUGCGAUUUAUUCCUGGACAAGCGGCCGUUUUGGGAACUGCACGGGUACGGGACCUUGCUUCGACUAUGAGUACCAUCUGAACGGGGAUAUCGGUUUGUCGUUUAUCAACCAAUGGGUCGCUACCGGAGAUGAUUCUUUCUUCAAAGAAAAGCUUUUCCCGAUCUACGACUCCAUCGCGACGAUGUUUUCCAACUUGCUUGAGCGGAACGGUACAUCAUGGACGUUGACAAAUAUGACUGAUCCGGACGAAUAUGCAAACCAUGUCGAUGCGGGUGGAUACACGAUGCCCCUGAUUGCGCAGACAUUGCUCUACGCGAAUGCAUUCCGUAAGCAGUUCGGCAUCGAACAGAACAGCACAUGGAUGGACAUGUCCGAGAAUGUAUUGCUUCUACGCGAAAACGGCGUCACCUUGGAAUAUACAACGAUGAACGGAACAGCUGCAGUUAAGCAGGCAGAUGUGGUGCUGGAUACUUACCCGUUGAACUAUGACUCGGGCUACAGUGCCCAGGAUGCCCUGAAUGAUCUGGAUUAUUACGCCGGAAGUCAAUCUCCUGAUGGUCCAGCCAUGACAUGGGCUAUCUUCUCUAUUGUAGCUAGCGAGGUGUCGCCAUCAGGCUGCUCGGCAUAUACUUACGGCCAAAACGCCUAUGUUCCGUAUGCGCGAGCACCCUUCUAUCAACUCUCAGAGCAGAUGAUUGAUGACGCCUCUCUUAAUGGCGGAACUCACCCAGCGUAUCCCUUCUUGACCGGUAGUGGUGGCGCUAAUCAGGUCGUCCUAUUCGGCUACCUUGGCCUGCGUCUCCUUCCAGACAACGUUAUCCAUAUUGACCCGAACCUGCCACCACAGGUGCCUCAUGUCAAGUACCGCACCUUCUACUGGCGAGGAUGGCCUAUCUCUGCGAAGUCCAACUACACCCACACUACGAUCCAGAGAGCGACGGACGUUUCUCCGCUUGACACAGCAGACCCUAAAUUUGCUAACGUCACGAUCCCCGUGCACGUUGGAUCUGAGAGUAACGCAACGGUGUAUCGACUACCAGUCAACGGAACUCUCACUGUUACGAACAGGCAGAUUGCAUCCCGGUAUACAGUUGCCGGAAACAUUGCUCAAUGCAAGCCAGUAACGUCAACCUCAGAAUUUGAGCCUGGCCAGUUCCCCAUUGCAGCUGUCGACGGCGCUACGUCUACGAAGUGGCAGCCAUCGUAUGCGGCCAAUGUCAGCGCAGUGACCGUUUCUCUGAGCCAAACCGAGUCUGGAGCGCCUAUUUCGGGAUUCUACUUCGAUUGGGCACAAGCUCCACCUGUCAACGCGACCGUCAUAUUCCACAAUAACUCCGUGGAGAAUCCUGUGUCUGCAUUCUCUUCUACAUCGGACUCGAGCUCGAAAUCCGACUACUCCGUGGUCCUCAGCCUGCACAACAUUAGCUUUUCGGACCCAUAUAACCCAAAAACGACCGACCUCAACGCGAUCAAUAUCCCUCGCGGGAACAGCACAAAUGUCACGCUUACAAACCCCGUGCCAGUUCCGCGGUUUGCGACGCUCUUGAUUGUCGGAAACCAGGCCUUAUCCGAAGCUGAGGUUCAGGCGAAGAAUGGAACUGGAGCUACCGUUGCUGAGUGGUCUAUUCUCGCAGGAAACAGUACUAUUGUUGCUUCUGACCCUGAUGCAGAGAAGAGGAGACUGAAGAGAAGCUCUCAACUUCUUGGACGCUACGCGCGGGAUCCUCGGCGUAACUAACCAAAACUCGAUGAGAAAUUGCGGAUGAUCUUAUAAGGUAUCACCCCAGACAUUUCUCGAUGCAUGUUUGCCUGCCUGCUAUGUAUAUAAAAGGAAAUUGAGAAAAUAAUAUCAUUCCUGUUUAAGUCAAAGCCUGGAAAUAUAUAGAAACACCCGAUGUACAGUAAUUAAAAAUGAGCUCACAUAUGUGG
Messenger RNA from Paecilomyces variotii, 3531 nucleotides. RefSeq names its product glycosyl hydrolase family 65 protein. Gene Ontology annotation, biological process: trehalose catabolic process. The record is from RefSeq and is a predicted model, not a curated record. Bases 83 to 3340 code for a protein of 1085 amino acids. Lineage: Eukaryota; Fungi; Ascomycota; Eurotiomycetes; Eurotiales; Thermoascaceae. Gene Ontology annotation, cellular component: fungal-type cell wall. The transcript has 4 exons. Gene Ontology annotation, molecular function: alpha,alpha-trehalase activity; carbohydrate binding.